GCAUCAACACUGACUUGACCUAAUUAUGAGGCGGGUGCAAUAAAGAAAGCUCAGUGGAUUAUAGAGACUGCCCUCUGUUAUGCAGUGGAGCUGAUCAACCACUGCAGUGGACUCUGACCUACCCAGAAGCCCCAUGUGAUUCUCAUCAGUGUGUGCAUGUAAGAACAGCCAAAGGAGGUCUGUCACUAACCUCUAUAUAAAAUGACAGCAAGACGUAUUCAACACCUCCAGGGACUGAAGAAACUUGUAAAGAGGACAACCCCUCGCCAGAUGGUUUAUUAUACUGAACUGUCUCAGAAGCAGUCAUUGCAAACUGUUUGGUGUUUGGAAAAGGGUAUGACACAGCAGAGGUGGAACUUUUGAGGAGGCAGCUUCUUCUUCUUCAAACUUUCUUCAGCCUGAUCCAGCUGCACCAUGGCUCUGCUGGUACACAUGCUGGCCUGUGCCUUUGGCCUGGGCUCUUGGGUGGCGGUGAACGGUCUGUGGGUGGAACUGCCGCUCAUCGUCAACACUCUCCCGGAGGGUUGGGAGCUCCCCUCCUACCUGACAGUCAUCAUCCAGCUGGCCAACCUGGGACCUCUGCUGGUCACCCUCAUGCACAAACUGUGCCCGGGUCGUCUCAACGAGCGCGUCGUCAUCUACUCCAUCCUCUGCAUCGGCAUCCUCUCCUGCGUCCUGCUCGCCUUCUUCUGGGACAAGACUACGAUAGUGGCAGGCGCACCACACAGCACUGCCUUCUUCAUCAUCACCUUCUUCCUCUCUCUGGUGGACUGUACCUCUUCAGUUACCUUCCUGCCUUUCAUGAUGCAGCUUCCAGCCAAAUACAUCACUACGUACUUUAUUGGAGAGGGGCUAAGUGGUUUCAUUCCUGGCAUAGUCGCUCUGGGACAAAGUGUGGGCAUCUCCAAAUGUGUCAACACCUCUGCAGGAAACCACACGUGGACGUCACAUACAGAGUAUCUUCCUCCCAACUUCUCCACUGAGGUGUUUUUCUUGCUCCUCGCAGCCAUGAUGAGCAUGAGUCUGGCUGCUUUUGUUGCACUGAACAGGCUUCCUCGGACGUUCGAGCUGUCCACUGAACACCUUGUGCCAGACACUGUGGCCUCUGUCUGCUCCGGCCUGGACAACCCCGGAGCAGAGACUGAUGAAGGGGAUGUAAAAUGCCAGCGUGAGGGGGCAGCACAGAGCAAACUUCCCCUGGCCAGCCCAAAACACUCGCUGUACCAGCUGACCUUUAUCUACUGUAUGGUGGUGUGGGUUAAUGGUGCAACCAACGGCCUGCUGCCCUCCGUGCAGACGUACUCCUGUAAACCCUACGGGAACCUGGCCUAUCACCUCUCUGCUGCUCUGGCAUCAGUGGCAAACCCGGUGGCUUGCACCAUUGCAAUGUUUUUCCAAAACAGGUCACUGGUGUUUCUUGGCGUGCUGACAGCUCUGGGGACAGGAUUUGGCAGCUACAACAUGGCCAUGGCAGUUAUGAGUCCAUGUCCUUUGCUUCAGGGAUCUGUGGUGGGAGAGGUGAUCAUUGUGCUCUCAUGGCUCUUUUUCACUGGAACGCUUUCUUAUGUCAAAGUCAUGGUGGGGGUCAUCCUGAGAGACCACAGCCACAGCGCCCUGGUCUGGUGCGGAGCUUCACAACAGAUUGGCUCACUGAUCGGCUCGGUCAUCAUGUUCCCGCUGGUUAACAUCUACCAACUGUUUAAGUCAGGGGACAUCUGCAACACUAUAUGUCCUUUAUGACAGUCAAACUGAAAACUGCAGCACUGAGGAGGCUGGAGACUGUAUUUAAUUUCUUGCAGAGAGUUUGAUGAAAAGGUCGAUAUCACUGAUAUGUGUGUUGCAUAUGGUGCUAGAGGUAGGAGUCAAUUAGCUUAACUUAGCAUAAAGAAUGGAAGCAGGGGACAACCGCUAGUCUGACUCAGUCCAAAGGUAAAAAUCCGCCCACAAGUACGUAAGAUCAUUAAUUAACCUGUUCAUCUUGUAUUUCAUUCAUUGGAAUGCAAAAAACAUCAGUUGUUUGUAUUUAAAGGUGCUGUACAUCACAUUCACAGCAUAUCUUUACAUAGCAAAUAUGUGUUUUCUGCUAUUUAUGAACGCUGUGUACAUCCCUUUAAACAAACAGGACACAAAUAUGUUAAUUAGUGAGCUUUAGAGGUGCUGUUUACCAGGUUAGAAAAUAUAACUAACUUUGGUCAGAGCCAUACCUCUUUCCCCCAUUCUAGUCUUUAUGCUAAGCUAAGCAGCUGCUUGCUGUUAUGCUAUUUUCAAAGUUAUUCAUAUGAGAAGUAAAACACUGUAUAAAGAAAUCCACCUUCAUAUAAAUGUGUUUCCAAAAAUGUAGAACUAUUACUGAGGUUCUGAGAGUCUGUCAGCCCUCUAACAUUCCAAUUUAUAUCUUUUGGACAUGUUAUAACAUUUGUUUUCUAUCUUUUAUCAGUUUUGUGAUUUUUACAGCAUGUUUGCACUUAACUUUAUUAAUGUUUGUGUUAAAAUCAUUUAAUACACUAUGAUGGAAAAAGCUAUUUACUUGUAUAAAAUUAAAUAUAGAAGCUCAA
Messenger RNA from Centropristis striata (black sea bass), 2555 nucleotides. RefSeq names its product solute carrier family 52 member 3 (gene slc52a3-1). Gene Ontology annotation, cellular component: plasma membrane. Gene Ontology annotation, molecular function: riboflavin transmembrane transporter activity. NCBI's taxonomy places the organism in Eukaryota, Metazoa, Chordata, Actinopteri, Perciformes, Serranidae. Bases 415 to 1740 code for a protein of 441 amino acids. Gene Ontology annotation, biological process: riboflavin transport. The transcript is spliced from 5 exons. The record is from RefSeq and is a predicted model, not a curated record.